This is a messenger RNA of Cheilinus undulatus (humphead wrasse), 1276 nucleotides long. RefSeq names its product transcriptional-regulating factor 1-like. Gene Ontology annotation, cellular component: histone deacetylase complex; transcription regulator complex. Gene Ontology annotation, biological process: regulation of transcription by RNA polymerase II; negative regulation of DNA-templated transcription. NCBI's taxonomy places the organism in Eukaryota, Metazoa, Chordata, Actinopteri, Labriformes, Labridae. The record is from RefSeq and is a predicted model, not a curated record. Gene Ontology annotation, molecular function: transcription corepressor activity. The transcript is spliced from 12 exons. The coding region runs from base 22 to 1110 and encodes 362 amino acids.
GGUCAGACAGAGUGGCCUACGAUGAAGGCGCUGAAACUUGAAAACAUGAGCAAAGCCUUAAACUCCAGGCUGCUGUGUUCGGUGUGUAAGCGUGAAUUCAGGAGUCUGCCGGCGUUAAACGGACACAUGCGCUCUCACAGCAGCUUCAGAGCUCCCUCAGGGAUCGAUAAGGUUGGUGACUCCUCCCCCCUGGACAGUCCCUCUGUUUCCAUGGUGAUACCUGUCUCAGUUCCUGUCCAAUCAGACAGAGGCGAUAGCAGAUGUAGUCCGGCCAGAGGGGGCGCUGUGCUGUACCACAGUCUGAUGCAUCAUAAAAAAGAAGACGCUGAUGGCAAUGACGGCGCAGGUCACUACAUCCCGCCCCCCAUGCUGUGUCCAAUCAGGGCAGGGCCAGGGCUCUACUGCUCCCUCACCACCAGGAGGCAGCAGAGAGCUCAGACGGUGGCGCUCCAGAACGAAUGCAGUGGACCCAGUGAUGUUGUUACCAUGGAGACAGCAUCUACUCCUCGAAGGACAGUGAAGACCACCAUUCAGCCGCAGAUCAAUGUGGGGCGGAGCUUCCAGGCUGAGAUCCCUCCUCUACAGCGACUACAGAAUGUUCACUCAGACUCCCAUGAUGCACUGCUGCUGUGGAUGCCCAUAAAAGAGCUGGAGCUUCCUGUCAAUCAGCGGAGAGUUAAUGCUCUGCUGAUGAUGGCGUGCUCUAGUGUCAUGCCAGGGGGCGGAGCCUGCCAAGAGACCGCUCUCCAUGUCCUAUCAGAGUGCAGAGGAGACUUUCUGAUGACGUUGGAGUCGCUGCUGUCCACUCCUAAAACCCCUAACAAGCUCACAGCCCAAAAGAUCCCAGGAGUUUGCUGGAGUCCAUCAGAGAGGAGGUUGUUGGUUAAAUCUCUGCGGCUUCAUGACAAAGACUUUAGAAAGAUCCAGAAAACUGUUCAGACCAAGUCUCUCUCUCAGUGCAUUGAGUUUUAUUAUCGCUGGAAGAAAAAGAUGAAUCUGAGCGCCAGGACCCCGGCCGGGCUGACCGUCACUCUGCCCAACACAAAAAAAUCCAGACCUUCCAGAUCAUCUUCAUAUUAUCUAUGGUCAGAGAUCCUCAAAAUCCCAUGAUGCACCAUGAACCAUCGGUGUGUUCACUCCUGUUGCUCCACACUACGACUCUGCUGUUGUUGUAAUACAAAUAUCUUUAACUGGUUAGACUGUAGUGUGUCUUUGACUGUCCAAUCAGAAGCCUGAUGUCUAAAAUGUUUUUAAAUAAAGUUUAAAAUAAAAAAGA